UCUCAGAUCUCGGAUUUAUCACAAGCAGUAGCUGCUGUCUGCCGUUUGCGGUCAGUAAAGGACGUUCCUCGAGUUAAAGUGUAACCAUAGCGGUCACGUUAUAAACCCAUAUUCUUCGUCAUCCGCCAGCAUCCACACAGAAGGAGGACGGAGGUGAGAACGCAGUCUUUUCCAGCAUCUCCACGUUAGCUUGAAUGCACUUAAAGCAUGACGGAAACCCUCUCUUCCUGUCACGCCUCUGAACAGCCGAUCUACAUUUCUAGCUGUUAAAGAAAUGAAGAUAUACCAAUCAGAGGGAUGAUGGAGAAACGACGGUUGAAGCAAUAAAUUACAAGAAGACUCUGACACAGUCUACACACUAUUUCUCUCAAUGGAACAAGAAGAAGAAGCAUCGGCUCGGGAGGACGCUGGCUCACAGCUGAUUCUCAGGAUUGAGCGUCCGGUUUAUGAUGAAGCUUCCAUCAGGUCUCAGCUUUUACACCAGAAAGAAAACUCCACCACCUUCUGUCAGAGGCUGGCAGGCAAGUUCAGGUGUUCAUCAGAGAAGGCCAAGGCAGUAGCUCAGAGUUUUUUGCCCAUUCUGUCAUGGCUGCCCUCCUAUCCGGUGAAGCAGUUCCUGUUUUCAGAUGUAAUCUCAGGUCUCAGCACUGGGGUCGUGCAACUCCCACAAGGUCUUGCUUAUGCUCUGCUGGCUGCUGUGCCUCCAGUUUAUGGGCUGUACUCCUCAUUCUACCCCGUUCUGCUCUAUACUUUUUUUGGCACGUCCAGGCACGUAUCAAUAGGUACCUUUGCCGUUAUAAGUCUGAUGAUUGGGGGGGUUGCAGUGAGGGAAGCCCCAGAAUCCCAGUUUCUAUAUCCUGUCAAUGGUUCAAACUCGUCGGUGGUCUUGAACAAGGAUGCUUGUGAUGCCAGGAGGGUCCAGGUGGUCGCGGUGCUCACUACUCUCGUGGGAAUCAUCCAGAUGAUCUUUGGCCUUCUCAGGUUCGGCUUUGUGUCCGUCUACCUCACAGAGCCUCUGGUGCGAGGCUUUACCACAGCAGCAGCCAUGCAUGUAGUCAUCUCCCAGCUCAAGUACUUCCUGGGGGUGAAAACGAAGCGUUUCUCGGGGCCCCUCUCUGCUAUUUAUUCUGUCAUAGCAGUAUUCAGUCAAAUCACCAAGACCAACAUUCCCAGUCUCCUCCUGGGCCUGGUGUGCCUCGUGUUCCUGUACGGAAUCAAGGUUCUCAACGAGCGCUUCAAGAAGAGGCUGCUUGUGCCCAUCCCCGGGGAGAUUAUUGUGGUUAUCGUGUCAACUGGGGUCUCUUUUGGUUUAUCCUUGGCAGAGACACAUGAAGUAGAUGUGGUUGGAAAGAUACCAACAGGGCUUCGCCCUCCCACUGUCCCAGAGUUCUCUCUGAUUCCCAAGUUGAUUCCAGAUGCUUUUGCUGUGGCCAUCGUAGGAUUCUCAAUGACCAUCUCACUAGCCAAGAUCUUUGCCCUGAAGCACGGCUACAGCGUGGAUGGAAACCAGGAGCUGAUCGCCCUUGGCCUGUGCAACUUUAUAGGUUCCUUCUUUCAGACCUUUGCCGUCACUUCCUCCAUGUCGAGGAGCCUGGUGCAGGAGAGCACCGGAGGGAAGACGCAGAUUGCAGGGCUGUUGUCGUCUCUCGUAGUGCUGCUGGUGGUGGUAGCCAUUGGUUUCGUCUUCCAGCCGCUCCCUCAGACGGCGCUUGCUGCCAUCAUCAUGGUCAACUUGAUUGGGAUGUUCAAGCAGUUCAGAGAUAUUCCCAACCUCUGGAGGACCAGCAAGAUCGAGUUGGCCAUCUGGCUGGUGUCCUUUACAGCAUCUGUACUCUUGGGUCUGGACUAUGGGCUCCUGGCUGCCAUCGCAUUCGCCAUAAUAACUGUCAUCUACAGAACUCAGAGCCCUAGAAGUUCCAUCCUCGGUCACGUUUCCAACACGGGACUGUACUACGAUGUGAACGAGUACGAAGAGGCAUCAGAAUACGAAGGGAUUAAGAUUUUCCACUCCAACUCCUCCAUCUACUUCGCUAACAGCGACCUUUAUGUUAGCAAACUCAAGGAAAAGACGGGAUUAAAUCCAGAGCAGCUGCAAGAAGCAAGAAAAGCCCUAAAAAAGCAGAAGAAAAAGGCAGAAAAGGACCAAAACUCUCCUCUGAAGGUCUGCGCUAAGUACAAGGACAAGACGGUGACCCACGAGGUUGUUCCUCAGAGUGAAGAGGCGCGGGAGCAGAGGAACGGCGAACUGGAGGACAAACGCAGCGAGUCCACCUCUGAGGAGGCCGUCUUCCUGGAGCCCCUCAGCCCGGUCCGCUCCAUCAUCCUGGACUGGACCACUGCCAGCUUCAUUGACUCAGUGGGAGCCAAAGCCAUCAAACAGGUCAUUAAGGAGUACGCAGCCGUGGAUGUUCGGGUGGUCAUCGCCGGAUGCAACAGAAACCUUCUGGCUGAACUGGACUCCCUACAGUUUUUCACAGGAGACAUGAACACAAGCAUGGUGUUCCCCACAGUCCACGAUGCGGUUCUUCACUGCCAGAACUCCAGCUCCAGAUGAAGCCUGAUCACAGGAGGGGUCAUGACCUGGGCAACUGAACAACCAGGCUGUAGGAACGGAGAACUUGUGUGUCGGCCUCACAGCCAGCAAGAGGACAAUCGUUCAUAUUGAACAGGUUAUUUUAGCACUGGUAGAUGCUUCUUUCCUCUACUCCAAGAGUCUGGAGUCAUCUAAAAUAUCUCCAAGUGUUAGAUGACCAGCUGUCCCAGGAGCCUUACUCGCCCACAUCCUCUUGCAGUCGAGAAUCGAGUAUUUAAAGUUGCACUUCCAUUGCCUUUUUGUAGUUCUGGGGUUUUCACUGCCUGGCAGAGAUUUUAUGCUAGCUGCUACAGCUUGUCUAGACAACAAUGCAAUAAUCAUUUCUGGAGUUCAGGUUGGGGUCUUGAUGCAUCUGACACUGAUCAUUUCUAUCAUGGUACCUAACGUCUAUGGUUACUGAAUAAAUGUGCCGUACUGAAGGUUUAUUUUUAAA
This is a messenger RNA of Nothobranchius furzeri (turquoise killifish), 3026 nucleotides long. It is a transcript of the gene slc26a5, whose product is annotated as solute carrier family 26 member 5. NCBI's taxonomy places the organism in Eukaryota, Metazoa, Chordata, Actinopteri, Cyprinodontiformes, Nothobranchiidae. Gene Ontology annotation, biological process: transmembrane transport. Gene Ontology annotation, cellular component: plasma membrane. Gene Ontology annotation, molecular function: secondary active sulfate transmembrane transporter activity; bicarbonate transmembrane transporter activity; oxalate transmembrane transporter activity. The record is from RefSeq and is a predicted model, not a curated record.